This is a messenger RNA of Orbicella faveolata, 1360 nucleotides long. Its product is annotated as alternative prion protein-like. The record is from RefSeq and is a predicted model, not a curated record. Lineage: Eukaryota; Metazoa; Cnidaria; Anthozoa; Scleractinia; Merulinidae.
ACCUUUUCAGUCACGGCGGCCGUAGUAGCACCAGCCGUAGUGAUUUGCUUAAACUCCCCAAUGGCUGUCGAUGAGCGGUUUACCCACACCAACUACGUCACUAAAUCACCAGUAAUUUACAUAAUGAAAUGGCACACUAGAUCCUUGAAAUAACAUAAUUAAAUGACUAAUAAAAUGGACACGGUGGUCAAUGGUUUAGUGGUAUGUGGACCACAGAUUAUAACCCCCUGGAUAAAAGCAGUCGCACGAGUCGCAUGACGACAAGGCACAGUGGAAGUUAGGAUUAAUGGAUUGGUUAGGAUCAGUGGAUCAGUGGAUCAGCGGAUCAGUGGAUCGGUGGAUCGGUGGAUCAGUGGAUCAGUGGAUCAGUGAAACAGGGGAUCGGUGGAUCAGCAGAUCAGUGGAUCAGUGGAUCAGGGGAUCAGUGGAUCAGGGGAUCAGGGGAUCAGGGGAUCAGUGAAACAGUGGAUUGGUGGAUCAGUGGCUCAGUGGAUCAGUGAAUCAGUGAAUCAGUAAAUUAGUGGAUCAGUGGAUCGGUGGAUCAGUGGAUCAGUGAAUCAGUGAAUCAGUGGAUCAGUGGAUCAGUGGAUCAGUGAAUCAGUGGAUUCGUGGAUCAGUGAAUCAGUGGAUCAGUUGAUCAGUCGAUCGGUGGAUGGUGGAUCAGUGGAUCAGUGGAUCAAUGGAUCAGUGGAUCGGUGGAUCGGUGGAUCGGUGGAUCGGUGGAUCGGUGGAUCGGUGGAUCGGUGGAUCGGUGGAUCGGUGGAUCGGUGGAUCGGUGGAUCGGUGGAUCGGUGGAUCGGUGGAUCGGUGGAUCGGUGGAUCGGUGGAUCGGUGGAUCGGUGGAUCGGUGGAUCAGUUGAUCAGUGGAUCAGUGGAUCAGUGGGUUAGUGGAUCAGUGGAUCAGUGGAUCAGUGGAACAGUGUUACCUAGGACUUGUAGGUAGCAGUUGUCGCGUAAGAAAUGACAACAGUAGACAAAGGUAAAUUGUGUAUUCUUUUCACACCUUUAUAACUCUCUUCCUACUCAACAAGAUCGUGUGCUCCCUGUGCUGCUACCCACGUAUGUGGUAGCUUGUGGUAGCAGUCAUCAUAAAAUGGAAAAAAUAUCCUGAUGAAAGACGGCCAAAACGGUCGACGUAGCAACGACAGAUAUGAGUGUAUGAUUUACGAGUUUAUUGACAAAGAUAGUGGAGACAAUAACAACAGGAACAAAAUAAACGGGAAUGAGUAACACUGAAAUACAAUAAACAAACUAAAAUAAGCCUAAUGCUAAUAAAGAGUAAAACUAAACAAAAUAAGCUAACUUAAUUUGAUGCAAAUAACAAGACAAUUGCAAUAGGAAGAUUGCAUGACAAAAAUAA